AUGCCUUCAUCUGAGCCUUCGCAUCUCCCAGCCGCCAACGGAAGCGCAACACCCCAUACUUUGUCGAGCAAUGGCGUCGGCAUUACAGGGUAUGACCCCAAGGAUCAGCCAGUCGAAAAUUUUCGCCCUAUGAAAGUAAUAGCGAUAGGUGCAGGCUUUUCAGGUAUAUAUCUAAGCAUCCGCAUUCCAGAGUGGCUCCGCAACGUCGAGCUGGUUGUGUAUGAGAAAAAUGAUGGACUCGGUGGUACUUGGUGGGAAAAUAGAUACCCUGGGUGCGCUUGUGAUAUUCCUGCACAUUCAUAUGUCUACACUUUCGAAGAGAACCCUGGCUGGUCGAAGUUUUACGCACCUUCGCACGAAAUUCAAAACUACCUUCAGAGAGUUGCGGACAAAUAUUCGGCUGGACGCUUCAUAAAACUAAAUCACAAGGUGGUUGGUUGUACUUGGGAUGCUACUCGUGCAAAAUGGAAAGUUGACGUCGAGAGGACAGACACCGGCGAGGUGUUUUCAGAUGAAGCAGAUGUGAUAAUUGCUGCGAGAGGAGCCUUAAAUGACUACGUCUGGCCGCAGAUCGGUGGACUAUGGUCAUUCAGAGGAAAGGUGGUACACUCUGCCAAUUGGGAUACAUCGUUUGACUAUUCCAAUAAGAGAAUUGGAGUCAUUGGGGGUGGCAGCAGUGCCAUUCAAAUUGUGCCACAGCUGCAAAAACUUGCUGGAACACGACUGAGCUGUUUCAUUCGAAGCAAGACAUGGAUAUCGACUACGUUCGGUGAUUCCGCUAUGCAGAAGCUAGGGCUUGAUCAUGAAGAUUUCACGAAGGAGGACUACGACAAAUACAUGUCUGAUCCGAAAAAAUACCACGAGUUCCGCAAAUUGAUCGAGACCGAAGGUAACGCUAUGCAUCCAUUUUCUUUGAAAGGCUCGUCAUUGUCGGAAUAUGCCCGGGAGGCUUUUACUCAGCUCAUGAAGAGUCGCCUAAGCAAGAAACCAGAAUUGAUGGACUUCCUUCUCCCCAAUUUCGCACCAGGCUGUCGCCGCCUAACACCUGGCCCGGGAUUCCUAGAAGCUUUGACCGAAGACAAUGUCGAGUUCAUCAACACACCCAUUCAGGCGGUGACAGAGAACGGUGUGGUGCUCGAGGACGGCCGACCUAUUGAGCUUGAUGUUCUUGUCUGUGCAACAGGGUUUAGUGCUACAAGUGCACCCCCUUUCCCGGUCGUUGGCAUGAAUGGGAAAACCCUAAGUGAUCGCUGGGAGCCAUAUCCGGAGGCCUAUAUGAGUGUGGCUGUGGACGACUUUCCCAAUUACUUCACCAUGGUAGGUCCAGGUUCUGGUGUGGCCAGCGGCAGUCUUACCAAGAUCAUCGAGAGCGUUGGCGACUAUGUCAUCAAAUGCAUCCGAAAGCUACAGAAAGAAGAUAUUAGAUCGAUGCAAAUUUCUUCACGCGCAAUUCACAGCUGGGUCAAGUUCACGAAAUCCUAUUUUGAGAAGACAGUCUUCCUUGACGAUUGCCACACCUGGUACAGGAAGAACAACCGUGUUGUCGGUCUCUGGCCAGGCAGUACGGUUCAUGCUGUCGAGGCUUUACGAUCACCUAGAUGGGAAGACUUCGAGUACGACUAUGGUGAAAACGGUGUGAAUGACCGGCUUUUGAGAUGGUUAGGUAACGGCUGGUCUGACCUGCAGCUCACUGGGGGCGAUAUUUCUUUUUAUAUCGAGCCCGAGUAUGUCGAUAGACCAUCUGCUCCGUUCCCGGAGACGACCGAGAAGUGGAAUUAUCGUUCCUUCUCACACUGA
Molecule: messenger RNA, 1797 nt
Organism: Exophiala spinifera
Lineage: Eukaryota; Fungi; Ascomycota; Eurotiomycetes; Chaetothyriales; Herpotrichiellaceae
Exons: 5
Coding region: 1-1797 (598 amino acids)
Molecular function (GO): flavin adenine dinucleotide binding; NADP binding; N,N-dimethylaniline monooxygenase activity
Source: RefSeq, a predicted model, not a curated record